This is a messenger RNA of Clunio marinus, 2056 nucleotides long. Lineage: Eukaryota; Metazoa; Arthropoda; Insecta; Diptera; Chironomidae. The record is from the annotation of a GenBank genome assembly.
AGUCUUGAAUUUACCUUCGUUGCAUUCAGAAGUGAACUGCACAAAGCAGCAAUCCGGUUUUUGCUGCAUUUCAAAUUUAAAGUGAAUUUCAAAGUGAAAGUUAAAAUCGCAAGAAUUUCUUUUCUUGCCUAUCAUACUUUUGAUACUUUUAAUACAUUCAAUUAUUUAAUUUCACAUAAAUUAAGUUUUAAAGAAAUACCUUGAAAAUGGAAGAAGAUCGAAUUGCACCAAUAUUCAAAGGUCGUCAUAUUUUAUUGACUGGAGGAACUGGAUUUAUGGGAAAGGUGUUGAUAGAAAAACUUAUCCGUUUAACGGAAGUUGACCAAAUUUAUAUGUUAAUGAGAACGAAGAAAGGAAAAGACCCGAAAGAUCGUUUGAUCGAUAUUUUCACUAAUCCCCUUUUUGAUACCUUAAAAAGACGAAUGGAUGUUCAAGAUAUGAUAAAGAGAAUCAAAGUUAUUCCUGGUGAUUGUGGAUUGAUUGGACUUGGUUUGUCUGCUGAAGAUCGGAAACUCAUCAUUGACAAUGUUUCUUUAAUAUAUCAUUGCGCAGCAACGAUUCGUUUUGAUGAAAAAUUAAAACGUGCAGUUGAACUCAAUACGCGAGGAACCUUGGAAAUGAUUAAGCUCGGAUUGGAAUGCAAAAAUCUAGAGAUGUUUGGAUACAUGUCAACAUCAUACUGUCAUCUUCAUGAAAGCUUUCUUUUAGAAAAACCUUACGAUCCACCAGCAGAUCCACAUAAAAUAAUAAAAUCAGUAGAAAUGCUUCAAGAAGAUGAAGUUGAAGGAAUGGCAAAGAAAAUUCUUGGGACAUUACCCAAUAGCUAUGCUUUCACAAAGGCACUCGCAGAAGCUUUAGUGAAUGAAGCUUGCGAAACACAGAAUCUACCAGCAAUGAUUUUAAGACCAUCUAUCGUAAUUCCCACAUACGAAGAUCCUAUUUCUGGAUGGACUGAUAACUUGAAUGGACCAGCGGGAUUGAUGAUAGGAGCUGGUAAAGGAGUUAUUCGAACACUUUAUUGUGAUCAGAAAAGUUACGGCGAUUUUCUGCCGGUUGAUGUUGCAAUCAAUGGUUUGAUGGUGUGCACUUGGUAUUAUUUGACUUUCAAUGACAAAGAACAUUACAUUGUGAAUUUCACAAGCUCUCAAGAUAUACGUGUAAGAUGGGAGGAAAUUGUUGUAAUGGGUCAAAAGGUCAUCAAUGAAAAAUAUCCAAUCAAUGGGAUUUUGUGGUAUCCAGGUGGUGGAAUGACGAAAUAUCGUUGGCUUCAUCAGUUACGUGCAAUAUUUUUCCAUUGGUUACCAGCAAUAUUGAUUGACAUCUUAUUGUUUUGCUUAGGAUAUGAACGAAUUUUAUGGAGAGUUCACAAAAGAAUUGCCAAAGGAAUGGAAGUUAUAGAGUAUUAUGCCAACAACCAAUGGGAUUUUGAUAAUAAACAUGCGAUCAUUAUCCGCAAGACAUUAAAUAACACUGAGAAAUUAAAAUACAAAUGUGAUGCUGAAGGUGUUGACAUUUAUCAGUAUUUUGAAAAUUGCAUCUUAGGCGCACGUCGUUACUUGUUGAAGCAACCUGACAUGAUGCUUCCAGCUGCACGUAGGAUGAUGAAAAUAAUGUACGUGGUUGACAGAGUCGCAAAGACAUUAAUUUACGGUUGGUUGCUUUAUUGGAUCAUGGGAUUAGUUUUGCCCACGUUUUUUUCAUCGGAAGCUUUGGACAAGUUUUAUUCAGUGAUUAGACGAAUUUUCUGGGGUAAAUAAAGUUCAAACAUCUUUAUUAGGUGUUUCUUUAUUAAUGAAUACAAAAUGAUAUUUUAGCUUUUUUUUAUUUAUUAAGAAAUUUCUUCUGUUAAAAAAUACUUGUUUAGGUACCUAAUCAUUUUGAAAGUCAAAAGAUCUGUUUGGAGUUAUUUAUUAACUUAUUUUUGAUUGUUUUUCUUUUUUAGUAUAAUUGGGAAUUUUAAGGUUCAAGUGAAGUGAUGAAAGUUAUGAUUUUGUUUAUAAAAAUGAUUAAAUUUCAAUUGAAAAUAAAAUAAAUUAUAAUCAAAAGCUUAUUAUGA